Aspergillus nomiae NRRL 13137 is the source of this 729-nucleotide messenger RNA. Its product is annotated as SDR family NAD(P)-dependent oxidoreductase. Gene Ontology annotation, molecular function: oxidoreductase activity, acting on the CH-OH group of donors, NAD or NADP as acceptor. NCBI's taxonomy places the organism in Eukaryota, Fungi, Ascomycota, Eurotiomycetes, Eurotiales, Aspergillaceae. The transcript has a single exon. The record is from RefSeq and is a predicted model, not a curated record. The coding region runs from base 1 to 729 and encodes 242 amino acids.
AUGACAAGGCAGCCAUUGUCACCGGUGGCUCUAGUAAUAUUGGAGCCGCCAUCUUCAAUUGAACUAGCGAAACGUGGUACCAUAUAUCCUGAUCACAUACAACACGGCAUACGAGAAAGCCGAAGAGACGACCGAAGAGAUCCAAAAGCUGGGCAGACAGGCCGUCAUGAUCCGCGGCCCCUAGUCCAAGCCGCCGUCAAGGCAUUCGGCAAAAUCGACAUUAUUGUCAACAAUGCGGGACUGGCCGACGAUAUGCCGCUGGAGCAUCUCACCAACGAGUUCUGGGACAGAAUGUUCGAUACCAAUGUGCGCCUGCCGGCAUUUUUGGUUCAAGCGUCCUUGCCACAUCUCGGCCUUGCCCCGCGCAUUGUCAAUAUCUCCAGCAUUGCUGCUCGCGCUGGAUAUGACGCGACUUCGGUAUACUCAGGGUCCAAGGUGGCGCUCGAGGGCCUCACACGGGCGUGGGCAACAGAGCUAGGGCAGAGGUACAACGCGACAGUGAAUUGCGUUAACCCGGGGUUGGUGGGGCCAGUUGCAAUGGAUGUAUUGGCAAAAGGGGACCCACAAGUCAUGGAACAUUGGAUGGCCAAGUCCAAGGAGACACCAGCAGCGCCAAGAAUGGGCAUGCCUGAUGAUAUUGCUCAGAUUGUUGCCUUUCUUUGCGAAGAGGGCAGCCGGUGGUGUACCGGAAGUGUUGUCAAUGCGAAUGGUGGCAUGGUUCCUGUUUGA